CAUUGCGAUUGGUGUUUUUCAUCCGUCUAUGGAUUCGUAGGUUUUUUUCUGGCAUCCGAUUCCCAGCCGUCAUUCAAAACACAUCCUAAACUCAAAAUUCUCAGCGUAAAUUUCGGUCAUUUGUUUUGCUUUUAUAACUUAAGAUUUUCGUUUAACAAAGUUAGGAUCAUGUCAAGGUUGCAGCGUCUGAUGACCAGGGAUCAAAAGGUAGCCAUUACAGAAGAAGAGGCGCGACGUAAACGCGCCGAAGUGAGACGUAGUUAUGGGAACAAGUUCUCCAAUAUAAAUCUAACAAGGAUGCGACAGAAGCAAAGUACCAGUGGCGAUUUGGCUUCGGUAAAACCUACAGCAAUAGAUGAUGUUCACAAUAAUGCCCCUACGGAAACGAGUUCUGUCUUGCCGCCCAAGGAUAAGGAUAUGUCGUUGCGUCGGAUUGCUUCGAGCUUUGACCAAGUUCAAGAUUUGGUCAAUGGCAGUAGUGCCGCCUUACCCUUAGAGGAUUGUGAGGAUGAUGCCCGGGAGGAGCGCGCUGAAGUGCUUAUAUGCAGCCAGACAAUGCCAUUACCAGAGUCAAGUGAAUCUACGUUGACUCUUGAAGACCAACAAAUCGAUAUUCCUGUAGAGCCCUUAAUUGAAGAGCUUCCCCAGCCGAGUUCAGCCAAGUUAACCCAAAUAAUGCCCGAUCCCCUGCAGCUUGAAUCCCGGGCCGUUGAACGUUGGCAACAGCUGGGCAGUACAGUUUCUGCUCUAUUCCGUGCCCGACGCUAUAUCGACAGCUCGGAAACUCCGGUGGCACAGACCCGACGGAUCCGUGAGCAACGCGAACUUCUCGAGGCAUUCACUAGACCCUUCCUUUAUGAGGCCCACAAGUAAGCCCUGGAAAACCCUCAGAGACAUCCCAAUACAUUGAAAUUUAAACAAAAUCUUUUCUUUUGUUGUCAAUUAAAUUCAAUUCAUUGGAUUUUGCACCUAUUAGUUGGUGGCAUCUGUA
Drosophila eugracilis is the source of this 991-nucleotide messenger RNA. RefSeq lists its product as uncharacterized. The coding region runs from base 169 to 873 and encodes 234 amino acids. The record is from RefSeq and is a predicted model, not a curated record. NCBI's taxonomy places the organism in Eukaryota, Metazoa, Arthropoda, Insecta, Diptera, Drosophilidae. The transcript has a single exon.